GGGUGGGCAGGGCCGUCCUUCCCAGUAGAGGCUCCUCGGCGGAAGGGGACGCGGAACGCGGGAGCCGUGGCCUGCUAGCGCUCCCGCUGGGGGCCCCGCGGUGUGUGCUCCGGGUCCCGGUGGUGGUCUAGGUCCUCCAUUCCAAGAUGACAAAAAAAAAGAACAAUAGUCAUGCCAAAAAGGGCCAUGGUUAUGUGCAGCCUGCUCACUGCACGAACUGUGCCAAGUGGAUACCCAAGGAUAAGGCCAUUAAGACAUUUGUUAUUCAAAACAUUGUAGAGGCCAACAGGGAUGUUUCUGAAGCAAGUGUCUUGAACAAUUAUGUCCUUCCCAAGCUCUAUAUGAAGCUUCGUUACUGUGUGAGUCAUGCCAUUCACAACCAAGUGGCCAGGAAUCAAUCUCGUGAAGCCCCGAAGGACUGUACACCUCCACCUUGAUUAAGACCUGCUGGUGCUGCCCUACAACCUCCAUCAAAGCCCAUGUAAGGAGCUGGGUCUUAAUGGCCUGAAGAGAACCAGCUUUGGCAACGCAUGUAUUAGUGGACUGAAGAAAACAGUGUCUUGGGAAAGAAAUAAUAAAGUGGAUAUUAUACUUAAAAUAAAACCUGAAGUACAUACAUACCAUGCAAUACUACUUAGUAACAAAAAAGAGCCAGGCAUUGUGCACACCUGUAAUUCUAGUACUCUGGAGGCUGAAUCAGGAAGAUUACAGUAUGUUGGAAGGCAUUCUGGGCUAUAUAGUAAGUUCAAAAUCAGUCUGAGAUACAUAGUGAGACUCUGUCCCAAAAAUAACGACAAAAAAAAAAAUGAGCCAUUUAUACACUAAACAAUUUAAAUGAUAACCAGAAUAUUAUGAUGAGUGAAAAGGGCCAAUCCCAAACAGUUACAUACUUUAUUUCAUUUAUAUAAAAUUUCAAAAAUUAUAAUGUUAGAAACAUUGAAUAGAUUUGUGAUACCAGUGAUUAAUGAUUACAAUGAUCAGAUGUAAACCUAUACAUGUGAUACAUUUUAACUGCAUAGAACUAAAUACAUGUACACAAAUAAGCAAUUAUAAAAUGGGAAAUUUGAUUUAAGAUUGGUGGGUAUUAUCAAUAAAGAUAUCUUAUUUGUCAUACUGUAGUUUUUUUUUUUUGGUUCCAGGGGUCAAACUCACAGCUUUGUGCUUGCCAGGCAGAGGCUAUUGCUGCUGAGCUAAAUCCCAACCCAAUAUGGUAGUUUUGUAAACAGAAGAAACUGAUCAAACUGACACAGGAUCUCUAUUAUAUAUUGCACCUAUAUGCAUAGCUGUAAUGUUUUUCAAUU
Molecule: messenger RNA, 1301 nt
Organism: Cavia porcellus (domestic guinea pig)
Lineage: Eukaryota; Metazoa; Chordata; Mammalia; Rodentia; Caviidae
Product: small ribosomal subunit protein eS26-like
Exons: 2
Coding region: 147-437 (96 amino acids)
Biological process (GO): translation
Cellular component (GO): cytosolic small ribosomal subunit; ribosome
Molecular function (GO): mRNA binding; structural constituent of ribosome
Source: RefSeq, a predicted model, not a curated record